UCAGAGGUAAGCUGUGGGUGUGUCUCGGAAAUACCGACUGACUGAAACACAGCCAUGUUUCGCCUCUUCUCUCGCUUCUCCCUUCAACCCGCCAUUACAACAAGCCGCCUCGUCUCCCUACCUCGUCGCCUAUCAACAAACAACGACCCUGACGACCCCGACUUUCUCGACAUGGUCACGUCGAGCUACGAGAAGGCCGUCGAUCUCGUCGAGGAGCGUCUCGUCGACCGUCUACGCCGAGAAAAUCCUUAUCUCUUCAAGACUGAUGAGGAGAGGAUGUCACAUGUGUCUGGAGUGAUGCGCAUUGUGCGUCCAUGUAACCACAUGUUGUAUGUCAGCUUCCCGCUGAGGAGGGACAGUGGGGAGUUGGAGGUGAUUGAGGGAUAUCGGGCGCAGCAUAGUCAGCAUAGGAGUCCGUGCAAAGGAGGUAUUCGAUACUCGGAGGAUGUGACUGCUACUGAAAUUAGUGCACUUGCCGCUCUGAUGACGUACAAGUGUGCUAUCGUUGAUGUUCCCUUUGGUGGAGCUAAAGCUGGAAUCAAGAUCAAUCCUGCAAACUACUCGGUUAUGGAAUUAGAGAAAAUCACUCGAAGAUUUGCAAUGGAACUGGCAAAGAAACGAUUUCUUGGUCCCGGUGUUGAUGUUCCCGCUCCAGACAUGGGCACCGGCGAACGCGAAAUGAGUUGGAUCGCCGACACAUACGCCAUGACCGUCGGACAAGGAGAUAUCAACUCACAUGCUUGUGUCACCGGCAAACCAAUAAGUCAAGGCGGAAUACACGGCCGAGUGUCUGCAACCGGAAGAGGUUUGUACCAUGCUCUCAGUUACUUCCUCAAUGACGCGUAUUAUCUCUCCAAGAUUGAGUUGACACCCGGAUUUAAAGACAAGUCAUUUAUUGUUCAGGGUUUUGGCAACGUUGGCCUACAUGCUUCACGUUACCUUCAUCGUCAAGGUGCACGUCUCACUGGCAUAAUGGAACGAGACGUCUCACUAUUCAAUGAGAGUGGAAUGCAUCCAAAGGAGCUAGAAGACUACAAGCUCGCAAACGGAACGCUCAAAGGAUUUCCAAAUGCCACGGAAACCGAAGAGGAUUUGUUUCUAGCGAAUUGUGAUAUUCUCGUGCCUGCGGCUGGCGAGAAGCAAAUCACAAAACACAAUGCUCCUUAUGUCAAGGCAAAGAUUAUUCUGGAGGGAGCUAAUGGGCCUACGACACCGGAAGCCGAUAAGAUUCUCAUAGCAAACAACAAGCUCGUCAUUCCGGACUUGUUUGCAAAUGCUGGUGGUGUAACUGUGUCAUACUUUGAGUGGUUGAAGAACAUCAGUCAUGUCAGUUUCGGUCGAUUACUGUUCAAGUACGAACGUGACAGCAACUACUACCUUCUUGAGAGUGUUCAACAGAGCUUGGAGUCUAAGUUUGGUCGUUCAGGAGGGCCGAUUCCAGUGACACCGUCAUCGGAAUUUAAGGACCGUAUGGGGGGCGCCUCAGAGAAAGACAUUGUUCACUCUGGACUCGAAUACACAAUGGAACGAUCUGCCAAGCAAAUCAUGUCACGAGCUCACGAGUACAAUCUCGGUCUCGACCUCCGCACGGCGGCGUUCGUCGCCUCACUAGAGAAGAUCUACAUUGUCUAUCGGGACGCCGGUCUCACUUUCUCAUAGAAACUCACGUUUUCCAUCGCGUUCUGCACUCGAUCGCAACACCAAGUUCUCUAGUUGUCUGAACUAUAAUUUAAACUCGAGUGCAUGCUUUUUUUACAAGUCGAAUCUCAUUAUUUACGAUUUGUGGCUCAUGAGAGAAAUGCGACUAGAAUUGUUUGAACGUAUAUCUCGUUCCACGUGCGUCGUUUUCGU
Molecule: messenger RNA, 1851 nt
Organism: Corticium candelabrum
Lineage: Eukaryota; Metazoa; Porifera; Homoscleromorpha; Homosclerophorida; Plakinidae
Product: glutamate dehydrogenase, mitochondrial-like
Exons: 12
Coding region: 55-1659 (534 amino acids)
Biological process (GO): L-glutamate catabolic process
Cellular component (GO): mitochondrion
Molecular function (GO): L-glutamate dehydrogenase (NAD+) activity
Source: RefSeq, a predicted model, not a curated record